This is a messenger RNA of Rattus norvegicus (Norway rat), 5590 nucleotides long. The record is from RefSeq and is a predicted model, not a curated record. Lineage: Eukaryota; Metazoa; Chordata; Mammalia; Rodentia; Muridae.
UGUAAUAUGUUCAUCAAAUUUGUCUUAUGAGAAUAGAGCAUUUUCUAUUUGAUUCUAUGAGGGUAUGUUGAAAGCUCUUCAUCUAGAAAAACAACAAGUGUUUUUCCCAAUUAUCCAGCAUUUUUAGAUGCAGGGAGUCAAUUACUGUAUAUUUCCAUUUAAGUUCUUCUUUAUGGAUUUUAAAAUAAUAUAAACUUAUAUUCUUUGUGCCACAUUCAAACAGUUAAAAUAUUGUAGUGCUUUACUUAGAUAUUUCCAUAUUCAGUCUGAGGCUGCUUUAUCACUGUGAGCUGCUCAAGGUUAAGAAACCUGUUUCUAUAUAACCUAUAGCCCUAUAGUGAGGGGCUGUGUGAAUGAUUUUUGAAUGUGACUCAGUGGACCAAUUUGUUUCUAUAAAGCAGUUUCACCGGUUCUAUGGUAUGGACAGUGCUAGCAAUUAAAUUGCCAUUUAUUUGUAAAUGAAAACUGUGCAUUUUGUGAUUCCCCACAAUGGAAGAGUAAGACUGUUAGAAGGGGCCUCAUUAAUAUUAAUAAUCAUCUUAAACUAGAAGCAGAAUAAUUGACUGAUAAUGAAUUAAGCUUAGUCUCAACAAGAACAAGGUCAAGUUUGUCAGUUAAUGAUUUUCUCUUAAUCUAGGCUAGCAUAAAUAUUUUAACUUCUUGAUGGUAUCCUAUUAAGUUGUAAAUAGGCAUAUAAGAAGAUAUUUUAUAUUUAAUAAUUUUGAUUUUCAUGUGUCAAUAUCCUGUAAUUCCUAAAGAACAUUGUUGAUUUGAAAGCAUGCAUCCUAAAAGAAUAGAGUUAAUUUCGAGACCAAAUAAAAAGUAAACUCUCUUCUCUGCAUUGCAGGGAGAAUCGGGAAGAAAAUUCCAUAUAAUACCUAAGAAGAUCCAGAACAUUUUUAGAAAAUCUGGAGUUUAUGUGUGUUCUCGAGGAGAGCCAGUACCUGAUGUAUGGAAAGCAAAAAAAUCCAUAAUGGAUGAAAAAUAUAAAACAGAUAAUUUCUAUGCUGUGUCUUCUGAGCAUAGAAAUUCUAUUCCUAAGGCUACUGUUGAUCGUGAAGCUUCCACCUCUACUGCUGACAGCCUGGAUGCUGCCGAGCCUGACCCGACAAAUUCUACAAAUGCUACUGACUGUCUGGCUGCUCUUGAGCGUGAGCUGACUAAUUCCAACAACACUGCUGACUGUCUGGCUGACCUUGAGCCUGAUCCGACGAUUUCUACCAAUGCCGCUGACUUUCAGGCUGCUGUUGCACCAGAGCCAACUAGGUCCACCCACCCUGCUGACUGUCUGCCUGAUGUGGAACCAGAGCCAACUAUGUCCACCCACCCUGCUGACACUCUGGCUGCUCUUGAGCCUGAGCUGACUAAUUUCAACAACACUGCUGACUGUCUGGCUGACCUUGAGCCUGAGCCAAACAUGUCCACCCACCCUGCUGACAGUCUGCCUGAUGUGGAACCAGAGCCAACUAUGUCCAAUCACCCUGCUGACACUCUGGCUGCUCUUGAGCCUGAACUGACUAAUUCCAACAACACUGCUGACUGUCUGGCUGACCUUGAGCCUGAGCCAAACAUGUCCACCCACCCUGCUGACAGUCUUCCUGAUGUGGAACCAGAGCCAACUAUGUCCACCCACCCUGCUGACACUCUGGCUGCUCUUGAGCCUGAGCUGACCAAUUUCAACAACACUGCUGACUGUCUGGCUGAUCUUGAGCCUGAUCCGACUAUUUCUACCAAUGCCGCUGACUUUCAGGCUGCUGUUGCACCAGAGCCAACUAGGUCCACCCACCCUGCUGACUGUCUGCCUGAUGUGGAACCAGAGCCAACUAUGUCCACCCACCAUGCUGACACUCUGGCUGCUCUUGAGCCUGAGCUGACUAAUUUCAACAACACUGCUGACUGUCUGGCUGACCUUGAGCCUGAUCCGACUAUUUCUACCAAUGCCGCUGACUUUCAGGCUGCUGUUGCACCAGAGCCAACUAGGUCCACCCACCCUGCUGACUGUCUGCCUGAUGUGGAACCAGAGCCAACUAUGUCCACCCACCCUGCUGACACUCUGGCUGCUCUUGAGCCUGAACUGACUAAUUCCAACAACACUGCUGACUGUCUGGCUGACCUUGAGCCUGAUCCGACUAUUUCUACCAAUGCCGCUGACUGUCGGGCUGCUGUUGCACCAGAGCCCGCUAUGUCCACCAACCCUGCUGACAGUAUGGCAGCUGUUGAGCCUGAGCCGACUAUGUCCACCCACCCUGCUGACAUUCUGACUGCUGACGAGCCUGAACAUAAUACUUCUACCAAAGCUGCUGACUGUCUGGCUGACCUUGAGCCUGAGCCAAACAUGUCCACCCACCCUGCUGACAGUCUGCCUGAUGUGGAACCAGAGCCAACUAUGUCCAAUCACCGUGCUGACACACUGGCUGCUCUUGAGCCUGAGUCGACUAAAUCCUCCAAUGCUGCUGACUGUCUGGCCUAUGUUGAGCCAGAGCCAGCUAUGUCCACCCACCGUGCCGACAGUCUGGCUGCUCUUGAGCAUGAGCUGUCUCAUGCCAACAAAGAUGCUGACUGUCUGGCUUCUCUCAAGGCUGAGCUGAUUAAUUCCACCAAUGCUACUGAUUGUCUGGCUUCUGUUGGGACUGAGACAACCAUGUCCACCCAGCCUACUGACAAUUUGGCAGCUGUUGAGCCUGAACAUAAUAAUUCCACCAAUACUGCUGACGGUCUGGACUCUGUUGAACAAGAGCCAGCUAAGCCCACUUACCGUGCCGACAGUCUGGCUGCUCUUGAGCAUGAGCUGACUAAUUCCAACAACACUGCUGACUGUCUGGCUUCUCAGAAGGCUGAGUCAAUUGAUUCUACCAAUGCUACUGAUUGUUUGGCUUCUGUUGGGACUGAGACAACUAUGUCCACCCACCCUGCUGACAAUAUGGCUACUGAUGAGCUUGAGCCUACACAUUCCACCAAUGCUGCUUACUUUCUGGCCGAUCUUGAGCCCCAGUCGACUAAUUCCUCCAAUGCUGCUGAUAUUCUGGCUUCUGUUGGGUCUGAGACAACCAUGUCUACCCACCUUGCUGAUAUUCCUAUUGCUCAUGAGCCUGACUAUAAUGAUUCUACCAAUGCUGCUGACAGUCUGGACUCCGUUGAGCCAGAGCCAGCUAUGUCCACCCACCGUGCCGACAGUCUGGCUGCUCUUGAGCAUGAGCUGUCUCAUGCCAACAAAGCUGCUGACUGUCUGGCUUCUCUCAAGGCUGAGCCAACCAUGUCCACCCAGCCUGCUGACAGUUCGGCAGCUGUUGAGCCUGAGCCUACAAUUUCCACCAGAGCUGCUGAUUGUCUGGCUACUGUUCUGCCGGAGCUAAUUAGGUCAAUCCACCCUGCUGACUGUCUGGACUCUGUUCAGCCUGAGUCAUCUAUGUCCACACACCCAGCUGAUAAUAUGGCUACUGAUGAGCUUGAGCCUAAAAAUUCGACCAACGCUGUUUACUGUCUGGCUGCUCUUGAGACUGAGUCGACUAAAUCCUCCAAUGCUGCUGACUGUCUGGCCUAUGUUGAGCCAGAGCCAGAGCCAGGCAUGUCCACCCACCGUGCCGACAGUCUGGCUUCUCUUGAGCAUGAGCUGACUAAUUCCAACAACACUGCUGACUGUCUGGCUUCUCAGAAGGCAGAGUCAAUUGAUUCUACCAAUGCUACUGAUUGUUUGGCUUCUGUUGGGACUGAGACAACUAUGUCCACCCACCCUGCUGACAAUAUGGCUACUGAUGAGCUUGAGCCUACACAUUCCACCAAUGCUGCUUACUGUCUGGCUGCUCUUGAGCCUGAGUCGACUAAAUCCUCCAGUGCUGCUGACUGCCUGGCCUAUGUUGAGCCAGAGCCAGCUAUGUCCACCCACCGUGCCGACAGUCUGGCUGCUCUUGAGCAUGAGCUGUCUCAUGCCAACAAAGAUGCUGGCUGUCUGGCUUCUCUCAAGGCUGAGCUGAUUAAUUCCACCAAUGCUACUGAUUGUCUGGCUUCUGUUGGGACUGAGACAACCAUGUCCACCCAGCCUGCUGACAGUUUGGCAGCUGUUGAGCCUGAACAUAAUAAUUCCACCAAUGCUGCUGACGGUCUGGACUCUAUUGAACAAGAGCCAGCUAUGCCCACCCACCGUUCUGACAGUCUGGCUGCUCUUGAGCAUGAGCUGUCUCAUGCCAAUAAAGCUGCUGACUGUCUGGCUUCUCUCAAGGCUGAGCCAACCAUGUCCACCCAGCCUGCUGACACUUUGGCAUCUGUUGAGCCUGAGCCUACUUUUUCCACCAAAGCUGCUGAUUGUCUGGCUACUGUUCAGCCUGAGCUAACUAGGUCAAACCACCCUGCUGACUGUCUGGAUUCUGUUCAGCCUGAGUCAUCUAUGUCCCCACACCCUGCUGACAGUUUGGUAGCUAUUGAGCCUGAACUGACUAAUUCCACCAAAGCUGCUGACUUUCUGGGUGCUGUUGAUCCCGAGUCAACCAAAUCCACCCACCCUGCUGACAGUAUGGCAGUUGAUGAGCCUGAGCUGCCUAAUUCCAACAUUGCUGCUGACUGUCUGGACGACCUUGAGCCUGAUACGACUAUUUCUACCAAUGCCGCUGACUGUCAGGCUGCUGUUGGGUCUGAGACAACCAUGUCCACCCAGCCUGCUGACAGUUUGGCAGCUGUUGAGCCUGAGCCGACUAAUUCCACCAAAGCUGCUGACUGUCUGGACUCUGCUGAGCCAGAGCCAACUAUGGCCACCCACCAUGCUGACAUUCUGACUGCUGUUGAGCCUGAACAUACUAAUUGCUCCAGUACUGCUGACUGUCUGCCUGCUGUUCAGCCUGAGUCCAGUAUGUCCACCCACCCUGCUGACAGUAUGGCUGCUAUUGAUGCUGAGCCUACAGAUCCUGCCAUUGUUGCUGACUGUCUGGCUGCUCUUGAACCUCGGCUGUCUGUUACAUGUGCUGCUGACAGUAGUGUGUUAGUUGAGAGUCAUGACUCAGGACCAGCUAGUCACAUUGGAUUGGAUUAUGUUGUUGAUUUACCUCUUUACAAGGAGAGUACAAGGUACAAACCCCAUGCUGACCCAGAUCCCACUCCUGGUUCCUGCACUUGUUAUUCCCUUGACUCCAUUCAAAUGACUAACUUGACUCUUUUGAUAUCCCUUAGUGAAGAAGAAAUAUUUGAUUCUGCUACUUCAGAUGAGAAAUCUUCUUUUACCCCUGACGUAGAAGAAGGUCUGCCUGCUACUCAGGGUGCUGAGGAUAUUUUUCAUGCUUCCGCACGAGCUGAACCAAUAAACCACAGCUUGAACCUUCUCAGGGAGAGUGGAUAUCUUCGGGCAACAGAGAUACCACGCAUACCUUUUUUGCUCUUCAUAUGGCUUAUAUCCUCACUUUUAUCCAUCAUAACAUGGAUGAAAAUCCAAAUUCAACAAGCAUGGCAUGAAGAAAAUGGCCAAGGAGCUCCCACUAACAAGAGAGUCGGACCAGGUAAGUUAAACUAAAAUAGUAGCUUAAAAUAGAUUAAGAUUGUUUUAGUAGAAACCUAGGUCUCUUUUGUUAAUAAAUUUCAUACUUCUAUAGGGCUAUUUACGCAUAAC